UGAGAGCUGGACGACUCUGAAACAAAGAAAGAAAGAAAAAAGCCAUUUGCCAAAAAGCUGAAAAAUCUUAUUUCAAAAGUUAAAAAGAAAGCUGAACUUCAACCGAAAGACAAAGAAAAAGCUUCUUCUUCUUCAUGUUCUCCCUCACCCUUCUUUCUUCUCUCUUUCAAUCUCCAAAUCUUACGUUAUAUUUUGAUUCUUAAAGCAGUUAAAUUGCUCACCAUGUUAACCAAUAACACUUCUUCUUCUUCCUCAAUCCCUUCUUCUGCGCCAUUCUCUUCCCCGGAGAAUGGAACUAACAAUAACAAGAGAAAAAGAAGACCAGCCGGGACUCCUGAUCCGGAUGCAGAAGUCAUUUCUUUGUCUCCGAAAACUCUCCUGGAAUCGGAUCGUUACAUCUGUGAGAUCUGCCACCAGGGCUUUCAGCGAGACCAAAACCUGCAAAUGCAUAGAAGAAGGCACAAGGUUCCAUGGAAGCUGCUGAAAAGAGAGACGCCAGUGGUGAGAAAGCGAGUGUUUGUGUGCCCGGAGCCAAGCUGUUUGCACCAUGACCCUUGCCACGCUCUCGGCGACCUGGUGGGCAUCAAGAAACACUUCAGAAGAAAACACAGCAAUUUCAAGCAGUGGGUCUGUGAAAAAUGUUGCAAAGGCUAUGCAGUUCAGUCGGAUUACAAAGCUCAUCUCAAAACCUGCGGCACCAGGGGCCAUUCCUGUGAUUGUGGCCGUGUCUUCUCAAGAGUUGAGAGCUUCAUUGAGCACCAAGACGCUUGCAGCAGCAUGGGGCGUCUGCGGCCGCCGGAGCCACAAGCGUUGGCUUGCUUGUCGAGAACUGCUUCGAGUCCAAGCCCUUCCAGUGAGACCAAUUUCACCACCUCGCCUUGGCCGAAUUUGAUGGUGGCUAAGUCGACAAUGGAGGCCAUUUUCUUGAGCUCUAGUAAAGAAGAUCAAAGGGCUUUGAAAAAGAAGGAAAAUUAUCACAAUUUGGAGCUUCAGCUUUUGACUACUUCUUCAAAUUAUUUUGAUGAUGGCAAUCAUUCCACUCAGUUGCAGCUCUCAAUCGUUUCAUCAGAUUUUAGUGAUCACAAAAAUGAAUCAAAAGAUGGAGGCAAAAUGGCGAACUCUCCAGGGGAAAGCACCACAAAUGGGAAGAAAUCGACAAUGGUGGCUUCCAGGGUGAAGGAACAAGCGAGAGAAGAGCUGAGAUUGGCCAUGGCUGAGAAAGCUUAUGCAGAAGAAGCUCGACAGGCGGCGAAGAGACAGAUUGAGCUGGCUGAACAAGAGUUCGAGAAUGCGAAAAGGAUCAGGCAACAAGCUCAAACCCAGUUGCAGAAAGCUCAAUCUUUGAAAGAACAUGCAAUCAAACAAAUCAAUUCUACAAUGUUGAGAAUCACUUGCCAUAAUUGCCGGCAACAGUACUUCCAAACAAGAAUAUUGCCUCGAGAUCACCUUGGGAAAUCCUUCGGUUUAAGUUACACGGCAACAGAAGGUGAAGUGAUAAACAAAGACAACAAUGGAGGAAAAACUUUACUACUACAUCAUCCAUAAAAAUUUUACUUGAUAUAAAUCUUUGUGGGGUGUUAUGAAAUUCGUGUAAUGUGUUAUUAUUGAUUGAUAAAUUUGUUUUAUAAAUGAAAAGUGGUUCUGGGUUACCUUGGAAACAAGCAAUAAUAAUGAUUUAGUGGGACUAUUAAUAGAUGUUUGG
Mangifera indica (mango) is the source of this 1702-nucleotide messenger RNA. RefSeq names its product zinc finger protein SHOOT GRAVITROPISM 5-like. NCBI's taxonomy places the organism in Eukaryota, Viridiplantae, Streptophyta, Magnoliopsida, Sapindales, Anacardiaceae. Gene Ontology annotation, cellular component: nucleus. The transcript is spliced from 3 exons. The record is from RefSeq and is a predicted model, not a curated record. The coding region runs from base 223 to 1545 and encodes 440 amino acids. Gene Ontology annotation, molecular function: DNA-binding transcription factor activity.